AGGGUGCGGCCGUGGGUGUUCGCCUCGCUGGCGUCCGGGUUGCGGGUCGUCUCCCGGAGAACUCGGGCCGCUCGGCCUUGAGGACGUGACAACAAGGGAGGUGUCAGAGUUUUCCAAUUAGAUCAACUUCAAAUUGUUAGCAUGGAAAAUUCAGAGAAGACAGAGUUGGUUCUCCUUGCUUGUGGUUCCUUUAAUCCUAUCACCAACAUGCACCUCAGGUUGUUUGAACUGGCCAAGGACUACAUGAAUGGAACAGGAAAAUAUAAAGUUAUCAAAGGCAUAAUUUCUCCUGUCGGCGAUGCCUAUAAGAAGAAAGGACUCAUCUCUGCCCAUCACCGAGUUUUCAUGGCACAACUUGCCACCAAGAAUUCAGAAUGGGUGGAAGUUGAUACGUGGGAAAGUCUUCAGAAGGAGUGGGUAGAGACUGCUAAGGUGCUAAGACACCAUCAAGAAAAGCUGGAGGCCGGUAGCUGUGAUCACCAGCAGGGCUCACCUGUGCUGGAAAGGCCUGGACGGAAGAGGAAGUGGGCUGAACAAAGACAAGAUUUUAGUCAUAAGAAAUCCCUAGAGCCAAAAACAAAAGGUGUGCCAAAGGUAAAGCUGCUGUGCGGGGCAGAUUUAUUGGAGUCCUUUGGUGUUCCCAAUCUAUGGAAGAGGGAGGAUAUCACCCAAAUUGUGGGAGACUAUGGGCUUGUAUGUAUUACUCGGGCUGGAAAUGAUGCUCAGAAAUUCAUCUAUGAGUCCGAUGUGCUGUGGAAACACCAGAACAACAUUCACCUGGUGAAUGAAUGGAUCACCAAUGACAUCUCAUCCACAAAGAUCCGGCGAGCCCUCAUAAGGGGCCAGAGCAUUCGCUACUUGGUACCAGAUGUUGUCCAAGAAUAUAUUGAAAAGCAUAAUUUGUAUAGCUCUGAGAGUGAAGAGAGGAAUGUUGGGGUUAUUCUGGCUCCUUUGCAGAGAAACAUUGCAGAAGCUAACUCAUAAGAAAUUCUAUAGCCUGGUAUUUUGGACUUCCUUUUUGGGAAUUUGAAACAAUCUGGGUGUUUGUAACUGGGGAAAGGAAUUGUGAUCCUGUUUCAUAAACUAAAGCUUAAAAGUUUGGUAAAAAAAUCAGUAGUAAAUGAAAAUCAGGCUUGUC
Ceratotherium simum simum (southern white rhinoceros) is the source of this 1138-nucleotide messenger RNA. Lineage: Eukaryota; Metazoa; Chordata; Mammalia; Perissodactyla; Rhinocerotidae. The record is from RefSeq and is a predicted model, not a curated record.